AUGCCGCGCAAAACGAUACUCGUUGCUGGAGCCACAGGCCAUCAAGGCUCGGCGGUCGUCCGCUCACUGCUGUCGUCCCCUGACGCAACUGACUUCCGCAUCCUACUCCUUACCCGUACCGCCCAGUCUGCCACCGCAGUCCGCCUCGUAACCGCCUUCUCCAGUGUGACAUCCGAUGUCUGUCUGGUCCAAGCAGACAUGUCUGACAUCGACGCGCUAAGAAGAGUGUUUGUGGAUGAGCAGAGACACGGGGCAGGCGUGUGGGGUGUGUUCUCGGUGGUGGCGUACCCAGGCCUGGGCGUGUCGGGCGACGGCGCGGAGAAACAGGGAAAAAAUUUGGCGGACGUAGCCCUCGAAUUCAAUGUCUCGACGUUCAUUUAUUCAUCGGCCGAGCGUGCUGGCGAAUACUACGAUGACAAUAUGAAGCUUGACGGGAUCGCAAAGGUCAAUAUCGAGCGGCAUGUGAAGGAAUUGGGCAAGAAGGGGCUGCGCUGGACACUUUUACGACCCGGGUUCUUCAUGGAGAACUAUGAAGGCUUCAUUGGCUCACUCAUCGUGUCAGUCUUCAAAGCAGGGCUGCAGCCAACAACCACCGUCCCGCUGGUGGCCGUAGAAGACAUCGGCGCCGUUGCCGCUGCAGUAUUCAGGAAUCCAGUCAAAUAUCAAAACCAGAUCCUCGCCAUCAUCGGAGAAGUCUCGACAAUGUCCGAGCAAGAUGCCGCACAUAAGUCUGUCGCUGGCACAACCCUCCCCGCUCUCCAUUGGUCGAUAGCCAAAGCGACACUGGCGCUCAACAAGGAUACGCAAGAACUCAUUCAACACCUCGAGCGCUUACACAUGGCACGACAAACAGGCUUGUGUCCCGAAGUCGCUGACCAAGUUGCCAUGGCUUGCGAAGCCCACCCAGGCAUGCGCUCGCUCAAGAUGUGGGUCGCAGAGAAGAAAGCGGGUGGAACAUUGAUGGGGGAGGCGCAGGAGGUCGUUGAGCCAAAGGAGGGGUGGAACGAGAUCUCGAUACUGAAACUGCUCACCGGCAGGUCGUGA
This is a messenger RNA of Mycena indigotica, 1044 nucleotides long. RefSeq names its product NmrA domain-containing protein. The coding region runs from base 1 to 1044 and encodes 347 amino acids. NCBI's taxonomy places the organism in Eukaryota, Fungi, Basidiomycota, Agaricomycetes, Agaricales, Mycenaceae. The record is from RefSeq and is a predicted model, not a curated record. The transcript is spliced from 6 exons.